AUGGGAAAAAGAAAGCGUUCUUUCCGCCCACCACCUACUUAUGAAACAGGAAAUGAUAAAUUUGACAAUCAAGGUGGAAGAAUCAGUAAAAUCUCCACAUGGGAGGAUGUAGAACACGAUUCGGAAGAUGACUUAGUUUACGCUGGGAGAGAUCAAAUUUCCCUAGAUCCUUAUGAAGCACACAAGCAUGACGAAUCAGAGUUAUCUGAAGAAGAAGAAGUAUUCGCAUUGGAAACUGGAAUUGAAGAUGAAAAUAAGAUGAACAAUCUUGAGGAAGAUGGUUCAAUUUUUGAUUCUACGUGGGGCAGUCGCAAGGAAAAUUAUUAUAAUGCAGAUGAGAUUUCUAAUUUAAGUGAUGCAAGGGAAGAAGAAGAAGAAGCAUUAAAAUUACAGAAGAAAAGGAUUAGCCAAAUGACAGAAGACGAUUUCUUGGAAAUAGAUGGCGAAUUAUUGGAAUCCAAGACAAUCGAUAGAAAACCAAUCGACUAUGCUGAUGACUUUGAUUUAAUGUCAUUCGAUGGAGAAGUUUUAGAUAAAGAACGUAAAGAUUUAUCACGGGAUGGUAUAACUAAAAUAAUUAAACCCGAAUCACCUGAACUUAUCGAGUUAUUAACCGAGUUCAAAGAAAAAUCCUCGAUACUUUGGAAUACAAUAACACCUUUAUUGGAUAAAGCUAGGCAAAAAAAUCUUAUACACGAUCCAGCAAUGAAAUUUAUAUCAAUAAAACAUCAAAUACUAGUUCAUUAUUUAAUAAAUAUUUCUUUUUACCUUGCUCUUAAAUCAUCUGGAACACAAAAUUUACGCGAACAUCCGGUGAUUGAUGUACUAGUAAAGUUUAAAAUGACUUUGAAUAAGUUAGAGAGAUUAGAAUGUAAUAUUGGAGCGUUUAUUGGGUCAUUUGUUAAUAAGCUUGAGCAAGCUGAUCAAGCUGAUGUUUCAGAAGUAAAAAUAAACGAAUCUAAGAAUGAAGAACAACUUAUGAAACAAUUGAAACAAAUUGAAACGGAAUAUCAUAACAAUAAGAAUGUUAAUGAAGACAGUAUUAUCACAGAAGGUGCUAAACGUCAAAUUAAUUAUCAAAUUCUUAAGAAUAAAGGGCUCACACCUUAUCGUAAGAAAGAACAGCGCAAUCCACGUGUUAAACAUAGAAAUAGGUACGAAAAAGCGAAGAAAAAAAUCAAAAGUAUUAAACGAGUAUUUUCACAGCAAGAAGGUUCUUAUGGCGGCGAGAAAACUGGUAUCAAGACUGGGUUGUCUAGGAGUAUUAAAUUAGGAUAA
Molecule: messenger RNA, 1278 nt
Organism: Scutellospora calospora
Lineage: Eukaryota; Fungi; Glomeromycota; Glomeromycetes; Diversisporales; Gigasporaceae
Source: the annotation of a GenBank genome assembly